This is a messenger RNA of Monoraphidium neglectum, 225 nucleotides long. RefSeq lists its product as hypothetical. The record is from RefSeq and is a predicted model, not a curated record. The transcript is spliced from 2 exons. NCBI's taxonomy places the organism in Eukaryota, Viridiplantae, Chlorophyta, Chlorophyceae, Sphaeropleales, Selenastraceae. The coding region runs from base 1 to 225 and encodes 74 amino acids.
AUGGCCCCGAUGUGCUCCCCCCCCCUGCAGUACGGCUUCUUGAUUGUCAUCAUGGUGCACCUGUACACUGCGACGCUGGCCAGCCGCCUGACGCAGCAGCGCCUGGCCAACGACAUCAAGUCCAAGGCAGACCUGCCCGGCAAGCCGGUGGAGACGUGGUGCGCCCCCGAUCACAAGAGGGAGAAGAAGCCGGGUCAUGCCGCCGCCGGGCCUUUGUAUGGCUGA